Messenger RNA from Cotesia congregata, 922 nucleotides. The record is from the annotation of a GenBank genome assembly. NCBI's taxonomy places the organism in Eukaryota, Metazoa, Arthropoda, Insecta, Hymenoptera, Braconidae.
UUUUAGUAAUGAAAACAGCGCUGAAGAAAAAUAUAAUGAGUCGCUAUGUAAAUGUACAUCCAUAACAAGAGGUGAAGCAUUAUUAAUGACACUGCUGUUAGGAGCUCAGCAAUCUUUACCGUGGACAACUAUAAUAGCAAUAUUGUCUCUAAUCAAUACUUUGUUCGGUCAUAAAGUAGUUCCAGAGUCAAAGUAUCAACUUUUUAAACUAUUGCAACUUGACGAUAAAAUGAUUUGCUACCAUAUGUUUUGUAAGGAUUGUUCACUAUAUAUUGGGGCUCAAAAUAAUUCAAAUUCUGAAGACUUGACGUGUCCUAAUUGCGGAAUUGAGGAUAAUUCAUCAAAUAUUUCGUUUUUCUUAACUUUAGACAUGGAAACGCAACUUAAAACAAUAUUACAAGAUAGUCAAGUACAAGAAGCUCUAAUCGACCGUUUCGAAGGAAAAAACCAAAAAAGGGACUUUCAUGAGAUUGAAAACAUUACUGAUGGACGAAUAUACAAGAAAUUAUCAAUUGCAAAUAAUCCAUUAUCAGAAAAUUUUAAUUUAACAUACACCUUUAAUACAGAUGGAUGCCAAGCAUCAAAAUCUUGUAAAAUUUCAACCUGGCCAAUCUAUAUCAUUAUAAAUGAAUUGCCUCCUAAAUUGCAGACGAAACAUAUGAUUAUGUGUGGUCUUUGGAUACAUGAAAAAGAACCAAAUAUGCAAAUAUUUUUGAAACCAUUCGUUGAUCAAGGCAACAAAUUAUCAGAAAAAGGCUUUGACUGGAAGUUAAGAGAUAGAAUGAUUGUCAGCAAAUUCAUUCCUAUCUGUGCUGUUGUUGACUCAGUAGCGAGAUGCAAGCUACUAAAUAUGAAAAAGUUUAAUGGUUCAUACGGGUGUACGUUUUGUGAGCAUCCGGCAGAAACUGUUGAAGGAUAUAAA